GCUUCUUGUCAUCUUGUGAGAAAAGGACAAAUUCCUCUAGGGCAGUCGAUCAAAUCUCAGAAUCUCUUCUUUCCCAACCACGAAGCCCUAACCCAUACCGCAACAAAAAUGUAUCCUGUCUGAAUCUCUGCAGCGAUGACUCACAAACCUUCCCUGAAUUCACGCCAUGCCUUAGAGUCAUGCACUUUCCAGCUCCAUAGCUGGAGGCCCUUUCAGUCCCAAACCCUUCCCAAAACACUUGAACAAGAACUCUCCGCUCCCAAACCUUACUCCACUCCCACCGCUGUAACCACCCCUCCCAAUGGCGUCCUUCAUAGCAAGAGGCCUUGCCUUUCUGACCGCACCACCAGUUUCUCGAUCGAUAGCAUAGAUCUGUCCAAACUGAGUUUGAUGGAAGAUGAGAGGACACCCAGGGCUCUUUACAAGAGAAACAGCUUACGCUGGAUCGCCCGGAAGCGGAGGCGGCGCGGCUCUCGAUCUGUCUCCGGACGGAGUAGCGACAAGAGUGGGACCCGUCGAUGCUGCUCGGUUGGGGCGUCCGCUGCUCAUGCGACGUGCUCUGACUUCCCGGUUGCUGCGGGUACGGAUUCGAGUGGGGAAUUGUUUGUGCAUAAUGGUGAUGGUAGUUGGACGUCGGAUGUUAGUGAGGCUAAUAAGCAUUGUAGAAGGGAUGGAAAGGAUAUUGGGAGUGGGGAAAGGGAGAAUUUGGGUUCUGGGUCCUUUCAAGCUGGGGUUUUUGAUUCUCAAGGUAACGAAUCCGGUUAUGGGAGUGAACCCGGUUACAGAGGGGAUGCGGAAUUCGGCUACGGUGAUGAGUUUGACGAGGAAGAGGAUGACGGGCGCCUGGUGUUCUGGGGCGAUCGGUUUGGAGAUUGUCAUAUGGAGGUCGUUGGGGAGAACACAUUUUCAGACCAAAAAGCUCAUCACAGGUGUAGGCGUAAGAAGCACGAUUGGAGAAUGACUGAACCGAUAAGGUGAUCAAUAUUUCUCCAAAGUACUUGACUUCAUUGUUAUAUUAUCAAGUAUUUGCUGUUCAUUCAGCCGAAAUUAUUGGUUUCCAGCCUUUGUCACUUCAUUGGGCAUAUAUGUGAGUUUCUACAAUGUCUUCUUUCAUUGAUGUGGCAUUUUGGCAUUGCCGCCUUUCUGUUCUUUUCUGUGAACAUUGUAUAGCGCUUCAACUACAUACACUUCUGUACAUUUUGGACUAGAAAAAGAGAGAAUUAUAUUUUAAA
This is a messenger RNA of Macadamia integrifolia, 1232 nucleotides long. RefSeq lists its product as uncharacterized. The transcript has 2 exons. Lineage: Eukaryota; Viridiplantae; Streptophyta; Magnoliopsida; Proteales; Proteaceae. Bases 136 to 978 code for a protein of 280 amino acids. The record is from RefSeq and is a predicted model, not a curated record.